AUGUUAGUGCUCCGAGAUGGAGACGUGCUGGGGUUGCUGUCGAGUCUCUCGCGAGAAGAGGCGCAGCGACUUCUCUCGAGGCUGCAUGAUGUGUUGAGAGAAUUUUCCCAGAGCAAGGCGGCCGGGCCGGAAGAGCGAACGAUCCACCAGCCGGAGCGAGAGACGAUUGCGACUCGACUGGGCAACACGUCUCUCUUCAUGCCGUCGUCCAUCACGACGUCGACCGGGGUCAAAGUGGUGACCAUCAGCUCGGGCGGGCUGAAGGGCUCGAUCAACGUGUUCGCGCCCGCGGGCGAGCUGUUGGGCGUGUUGAACGCUGAGGAGGUGACUGCGUUCCGCACGUCGCUGGCCGUCAUGAUCGCCUAUGUGCGAUACCCGCAUCCCAAGACCAAAGUCGUCGUUUUCGGCGCAGGCAGACAGGCCGAGUGGCAUGUCCAACUGGCGCUCUUGCUGGGCGACGUCCGCCAGGUCACGGUGGUCAACCGAAGCUCUGCUCGGAGGAUGGAGCGGCUGUUCGAGCAGCUGAGGAAGAGAUAUCCGCGAACCGAGUUCAGGCUGCUUCUCAAGACCGGAGCCGGGCCAGACUACGACACACAGUUGCGAAGCCGCCUCGCAGACUCGGAGGUCAUCUUCUGCUGCACCCCGGCUACCACGCCACACUUUCCGCACUCGUAUCUCGACCGCAAGUCGCGUUUCAUCUCGCUGAUCGGGUCCUACAAGCCCUCCAUGCAAGAAGUCGACAAGGACACAUUGCUUUCGGGCGAUUGCAUCUACGUGGAUACGAAAGAAGGCUGCCUCGUCGAGGCCGGAGAGUUGAUCAAGGCCAAUGUCUCUGCAGACCAACUGGUCGAGAUUGGCGAACUCCAUGACGACAGCCUGCUCAGACCCAACGGAAACCUGGUGUUCAAGUGUGUGGGGAUGGGCAUCAUGGACCUUGUGAUUGCCCGAGAGCUGCUGGCCAUGGCGAAAGAGAAGGAACUGGGAUUGAGAGUGGAUGACUUUUGA
Molecule: messenger RNA, 1005 nt
Organism: Capronia epimyces CBS 606.96
Lineage: Eukaryota; Fungi; Ascomycota; Eurotiomycetes; Chaetothyriales; Herpotrichiellaceae
Exons: 1
Coding region: 1-1005 (334 amino acids)
Cellular component (GO): cytoplasm
Source: RefSeq, a predicted model, not a curated record